CAUGGGAGAUUUUACAGUAUGUCUUGAACAAUCACACACCCUGUGACUAGAGACCUUUGACACGUGUGGUAGCCUUACUCUUAACAAAAAGGCCCAACACAUCUGUCUAGCACUAGGCUUUCUAUUAGUGUCUGAGGCAUCCUCCACAUCAGACAUUAUUAUUCCACAACAUCAACGUUCACGAUGCAGACUCAUGUUGAAGUCAUCUCGGAUGCCACAUACAAGGGAAGUAAUUGGCCCUGAAAUGAAAACAGGCAUGCUACAUUGGCUCCUCAUUGUGUAAUUAGACCUACUGUUGAAGAGGUCAUUAGUUGUCCCCAGGGCAAAACACAACGCUGGAGCUGCUCACAUGAUUGUGCUGUGACUGUCUUCUGAGCGUAUGCUUGUGUGAAUAUUUGUGUGUGUUUUCUUCAUUGGCUGGGCCAGCAAGCUUCUCACUGCUCUCAUUUUCCUUCAUUUUCAGCUGAUGAGCGGCACUAAUCCUCGGGGGCCGCUGUCCGCCUGAACUUCUCCAGGACAGACUGUCUCUGCCUGUUUUCUAGAGGACAAACUUCCACUGGAUGUGGAGAAGCAGUGGAGUCCUGAACGAUGUGAAGCUGAAAAUUAGACUCUGGACAGAUGGGUUCAGCCUUUAAGAGGUUUUGCAUGCAGUUCUGCUGCUGCUGCUGCUGUGCUGCUGAUGAAGACGAUGAAGAAGAAAAGCAACCUUUAGUACCUCAGGAUCCGUUGGAGUAUUUUAACCGUGAGGUCCAGAAGCGACGCGAUGAGGAGACCAACUUGUGGAGUACGCCAGGAGACCGCAGCCACUCGGAGAGAGACGAUGACCGGGUCCUUUACGGCCUGCUGCAGGCCAGGACCAAGACCCGCAUGGGAUCAACGGGCUAUCGCCGUCUGAGUGUGGACAUCGAGGCCAUGAGAGAUACUCGUCGAGAAGUCAGAGAGAAAUGGAAGACAAUCUUGGAGAAUUUGGGUUUCAUGACGGAGGCAGAAUCCCUGCUGACGGUGUCUGCUGGGGCAUCACAUGACCGCAUGCGUAACGCCCCUGCAGCACGUGCCAUGCUGCAGGCACUUCAUACUGAGACCUCUAUCUUCUUCAGCGGGGAGCCACCGCCAGAGAGAUAUCUAUUCAUCCUGGACCGCCUCAUAUACCUAGAUAUCGCUGAAGAUUUUCUGGCAAAGGCAAAGCGCUUCUUUCCUCCAACUGAUGGUUCUGAUGAGGAGACCCCUGGCCUUUCCAUAAACCUGCCACUGCUGCUGGCCAGAGUAGAACAAGCCAUGAACGGACGAGAUGAUGAAGACGGUGAGGAUGAAAGCGAAAUAGAGGAUGGAAACUUCAGUGACAGAUCCUAAGAUUUACUGGAUGCAGUUAGAAUGGACACAAACAGGGGGCAGUAGUUAUCAACCUUAGAGACCUUGACAGAAUUACAUGGCUCUUAUCCUUCGAUGUCACUUUCCCAUUUAUAUUUGCUCAUGCUUUUUGGAAGUUUAAAGCUGACUUAUUCUUCCUCUUUCCCCCCAAAUGCACAGCUUGAGUCGUGCUCUGUUUUCUUUGUGAAAAUCUAGAAGUGCUAAGCAGAUCCUCAGGUAAACAUUUUUAAAGAAGUUCUCUGUCUGAGGCCUUUUUUUUAUUUCGGUCUACACAAUAUUUAUCAAAUUCUUACCCUAAUCAUUGUUCAGCUGUUGUGAACCUUCAGGGUAGUGAUGUUCCUUUGAGCAGAGCCUUUUUAUAAUUUGUCCUGUGAUGAUCAGCAUGCAUCUGGUUCAAUCACAUGACCAUAAAAACAGUGAAUAAAUAGCCCAGUAAUCUGUUGUCAGUUUUUCACCAGCACAUGUGUGUGCACAUGUACUCCAUUAAAGUCUGCAUUUGGAUUUAAAUGUUUAAAAGAAAUAGCUGAUGGAAAAGCAAUGUAGUGGGUACUGUAUGUUGAACUUGACUUUCUUUGUAUGACUGAGGUAAUGUACGAGUAUGUGUUGUGGGGUCCAGUUGAGGAUGAAAUAAAGCCUACAGACUGUU
Molecule: messenger RNA, 2014 nt
Organism: Labrus bergylta (ballan wrasse)
Lineage: Eukaryota; Metazoa; Chordata; Actinopteri; Labriformes; Labridae
Gene: mreg
Product: melanoregulin
Biological process (GO): melanosome transport
Cellular component (GO): melanosome
Source: RefSeq, a predicted model, not a curated record